Molecule: messenger RNA, 2165 nt
Organism: Electrophorus electricus (electric eel)
Lineage: Eukaryota; Metazoa; Chordata; Actinopteri; Gymnotiformes; Gymnotidae
Gene: actr3
Product: actin related protein 3
Source: RefSeq, a predicted model, not a curated record
AUGGCUGGGCGGUUGCCGGCGUGCGUCGUGGAUUGCGGUACGGGAUACACUAAACUUGGAUAUGCAGGAAACACAGAGCCCCAGUUCAUCGUUCCAUCAUGUAUUGCCAUCAAAGAGUCAGCAAAGGUGGGUGAUCAAGCCCAGAGGAGAAUGAUGAAGGGUGUUGACGACCUGGACUUCUUCAUAGGAGAUGAGGCUAUCGACAAGCCCACCUACGCCACCAAGUGGCCAAUCAGGCAUGGUAUUGUGGAGGAUUGGGACCUAAUGGAGAGGUUUAUGGAGCAGGUCAUCUUUAAGUACCUGAGGGCAGAGCCUGAGGACCACUAUUUCUUGCUGACCGAGCCACCCUUAAACACACCCGAGAACCGAGAAUACACAGCAGAGAUUAUGUUCGAGUCCUUCAAUGUGCCAGGACUGUACAUUGCCGUGCAGGCAGUCUUGGCUCUUGCAGCAUCCUGGACCUCUCGGCAGGUUGGAGAGAGGACUCUCACCGGUACAGUCAUCGACAGCGGGGACGGAGUCACUCAUGUCAUCCCUGUGGCGGAGGGCUAUGUGAUCGGCAGCUGUAUAAAGCACAUCCCCAUCGCAGGGCGAGACAUCACCUACUUCACACAGCAGCUGCUGAGGGAGAGAGAGGUGGGCAUUCCACCCGAGCAGUCCCUCGAGACCGCAAAAGCCGUCAAGGAACGUUUCAGUUACGUGUGUCCUGACCUCGUGAAGGAGUUUAAUAAGUACGACACAGAUGGUUCUAAAUGGAUAAAGCAGUACACGGGCAUCAACGCCAUCAGCAAGAAAGAGUUCACCAUCGACGUGGGAUACGAGCGCUUCCUCGGCCCGGAGAUCUUCUUCCACCCUGAGUUUGCCAAUCCAGACUUCACUCAGCCAAUCUCAGAAGUGGUUGAUGAGGUGAUUCAGAACUGUCCCAUUGAUGUGCGUCGUCCUCUCUAUAAGAACAUAGUUCUAUCAGGCGGGUCUACCAUGUUCCGUGACUUUGGCCGGCGUCUGCAGAGGGAUCUGAAGAGGACCGUGGAUGCACGACUCAAGCUUAGCGAGGAGCUUAGCGGCGGGAAGCUCAAGCCCAAGCCCAUUGACGUGCAGGUCAUCACUCACCACAUGCAGCGCUAUGCUGUGUGGUUCGGCGGAUCCAUGCUGGCAUCAACACCUGAGUUCUACCAGGUGUGUCACACCAAGAAGGAUUACGAGGAGAUCGGCCCUAGCAUUUGUCGCCAUAACCCCGUGUUUGGCGUCAUGUCCUAAGAGAGCACAGAACAUGCGUUUUAUCUCUCUCUCGCUCACACACACAUGCAUACAAGGACACGGGUGGGGGUGGGCUUGUGGAAUGGGUGGGGCAAUGAAGUGGGCGACUAGAGAGAGGGGGAGGGGGAGAGAGCUCAUUUCGGUUAACACCAAACCUGUCUGCUGGAUCCAGAUGAUGAAUGAAUGUUUUUGUUUGUUUGUUUUUGUUGUUUUUUUUUUUCUUGUUCCCCCUAGAAGGGAAAUGCAGUUACUAGACCAAAAUGACUCUAGCUCUUCUCUGCCUUCGCUCAGUAAUUAAUAUGCAGGCAUCUUAAAAAAAACAAAACAAAACCUGCAGUCUUCUGCUGAAUAGAAUAAUGACUAUGGAAACGGUAAUAUUGACAUUCAUGAUGAUGCAGAAGACUCCGUUGGCGUGACUCGUGUCAAGUGUGGGUGCAGAUAACUCAAACACCUCAAGCAGUAUGACUCUUUAGAGUUCCACCAUGCCAGUCCUCUCCCGCGUCCAGAGGCAUUACAGCCUUUAACAGGCCAAGCAGGGUUUGAGGCCCAAACUGGAAAAAGCAAACUUAUUCCACAGCAUAGGGUUCCUUUUGUGCUCUUUAGACGUAGAAAAAAAAAAAGAAAUCUAUUUCCUUAUGUUACAUUUUCUUGCCUUUUCAUCAAAUUAGUUUUAAAUAUGUGACUGCUUUUACCUGCAAUCGUAUCAUAUUUUCAUUUUCCACUUCAAAGGAAAAGCUUCUAUCAAUAAUAGGACUCUGAUGAGCUUGAACAGGAAUGACUAUCGGACCAGUAUUGGUUGUUGUUUUUGUUUUGUUUUUUUAAUUAAACACCAAAUGACAGCAGGUUUGGGUUUAUAAAUACAAUGCCUAAAACAUUCCAAUAAAGGCUCAAAAUUGUUUCUACAAAAA